Camelina sativa (false flax) is the source of this 599-nucleotide messenger RNA. RefSeq names its product classical arabinogalactan protein 1. Lineage: Eukaryota; Viridiplantae; Streptophyta; Magnoliopsida; Brassicales; Brassicaceae. The record is from RefSeq and is a predicted model, not a curated record.
CACCCAAACACAAACAAAACAACAGAGCAAAGCAAACUCAGUCUGCAGCGAAACAACAAAUUCAAAUCUCUCUCUUAGAAACUAUCGCAAUGUCGAUCUCCAGAAGUACCAUAGUUUUACUGUUCGUGGCGACACUCCUGAUAUCUUCCGUGGUGGCUGCUCAGUCUCCUGCUCCAGCUCCAUUCAGCGGGGGAGGAAGACGUAUGAUCUCUCCAUCUUCGUCCAAAACACCGAGUCCUAAAUCAUCCGCAUUGCCGCCUCAAGCUGAUUCUCCUUCAAUCGACGCUCCAGCACUCAGUCCGUCUUCCAUCUCUGAUUCUCCGUCAGAAGCUCCUGCUCCAGCAUUGGGCAGCAACGCCGCUUCCAACAGAUACACAGUUUUUGGUGGAUCCGUCGCUGUUUUCCUAUGCGCUGCCGUUUUGGCUAUCUAGACUCUCGCUAGCUGGAUCCGAUGAAAUCACCAUUAUCUCUUUAUUCAUUGUUAUUUUUUUCUACUCUCUCGAUCUGGUUUUGGAUUUCGGUUUAAUCUGUAGCGCUCUUUAUUGUAUUGUACCCAUUAUAUUAUCAUCAAUAUAUUAAGCUUAAAUUAAUUUGAGAGA